Molecule: messenger RNA, 3635 nt
Organism: Syngnathus typhle (broad-nosed pipefish)
Lineage: Eukaryota; Metazoa; Chordata; Actinopteri; Syngnathiformes; Syngnathidae
Product: tyrosine-protein kinase receptor UFO
Exons: 20
Coding region: 1-2838 (945 amino acids)
Biological process (GO): platelet activation; positive regulation of kinase activity; nervous system development
Cellular component (GO): signaling receptor complex
Molecular function (GO): protein binding; transmembrane receptor protein tyrosine kinase activity; ATP binding
Source: RefSeq, a predicted model, not a curated record
AUGAAAAGACUGCAAAGAGCGAUGACUCAAUCGAAGAAGGAGCCCACUUUUCGGGGGGAACCGCUCGGCUGCUGUGGGUUCGUCUCGCUCCUCUUGAUCCUCUCCGCUUCACCGGCAAAGGUGGCCUGCUUACAAGAUGUGGAAUUUGAGAAACAAGUGGCCACCAUCAUUUCAUCCGUGGGCAAACCGGUGAGGCUGGAGUGCGACCUGCUAGCCACGCUCGACAACGGCGAGAUUCCGCCCAACGUGUACUGGCUGAAGGACGGCGAGGCGCUUCCCUUCGCCGAAUACGACGACUACCAAAUGCCGGUUGUCGGCAUGGACCGCUGGAUCGUACACAGCACCCUCAGGAUUAAAAGUGUCCAACUUUCGGACAUGGGCACCUAUCAGUGUGCGGUUGAUGUGGAAGGUGAGCAGAUUUUGUCCAUGGACGGAAGCAUCAUGCUGGAAGGUCUCCCUCACUUCUCCACCGAGCCGCAUCACAUGUCCGUGGAGGCCAACGUGCCGCUGAGCCUGCACUGCGUAGCCCACGGACCGCCAGAACCGGUCCGAGUCAUCUGGCUCCGGGACGGCGCUCCUCUAAACACGGUGGACGACCCGGUGGCCCUGUCGCCAUCUACGCUCAACAUCACAGGUUUGAACCGAACCAGCAGUUUUUCCUGCGAGGCCCAGAACCGCAAAGGCGUGGCCGCCUCCGGCUCCGGCACUGUUACCGUGCUCCCUUCCGUUCCUCACCACUUGAGAGCCGUCAACAGCACGCCAACCAGUCUCCAGUUGUCAUGGCAACCUGGCUUCGGCGGCGACUACCUGGUCGUCCGCUGCACAGUACAGGUCAAACACGCCGACGAGCCGUUCACUGGAGGUCCGGAUCAGAUGAUCCUCAACCAGAACUUGAACGUGCCUCCGAGCGAGUACCUGGUGGAGGACCUGGAGCCCCACAGUGUGUACGCCGCUAGGGUGGCGUGUCACAGCAGCCAGGGGCCGUCGCGCUGGACGUCCUGGGUGGAGAUGCGCACGGCCGAAGGAGUUCCCGAUGAGGCGCCGGGCAACGUGACGGCGCUGGGGAACGACAGCCGAGUGCUGCUGGCUUGGGAAGAGCCCUCGGGGAAGCUGAACGGAGACCUACGCGGCUAUUUAGUGGAGUUGAGCGCGCCCACUGUCAAUCAGUUCGUCUUGGACGCCGGACUGGACACGGAGCUGUCAAUCAACCUGUCCCUGCCGCUCUCCAACGUGACCUUGCGGGUGUGCGCCUACACGGGGGCGGGGCGAGGACCCUGGAGCCCCACGCAGACUCUGACGCUGGUCUCUCCUGGUGAGGAAGCGCAACUCAAAAUGCGAGGUCUUUCGUCUCCGCCGGCUUUCUCGUGGCACUGGUGGUACGUGGUGAUGGCCGCCACCGGCGCCGUGGCCCUCGGCGCGCUCAUGGCCGUGUACGUGGCCAAACUGCGGCGCAAGGAGACACGAUUCGGCGAUGCCUUCGAGCCCAUAAUGCAGAGCGGCGAACUGGUGGUCCGUUACCGGGCGCGACGCUCGUACAGCCGUAGGACCACCGAGGCCACGCUGAACAGUCUGGGCAUCAGCGACGAGCUGAGGCAGAAGCUCCAAGACGUGAUGGUGGACAGACACAAGUUGACGCUGGGCAAGACGUUGGGCGAAGGCGAGUUCGGCUCUGUGAUGGAAGGUCAGCUCAUGCAGGAGGAAUCUGUACUCCGUGUGGCCGUCAAAACUAUGAAGAUCGCCAUCUGCACGCGCUCAGAAAUGGAGGACUUCCUCCGGGAGGCCAUCUGCAUGAAGGAGUUUGACCACGCCAACGUCAUGAGGCUGCUCGGUGUGUGUCUGCAGACGGUGGAGAGCGAAGGCUUCCCGUCGCCCGUGGUCAUCUUGCCCUACAUGAAACACGGCGACCUCCACACUUACCUGCUCUACUCGCGCUUGGGAGAAAAUCCCGUGUACCUGCCGUCUCAGAUGUUGGUGCGCUUCAUGACGGACAUCGCCCGCGGUAUGGAGUACCUCAGCAACAAGAACUUCAUCCACAGAGACCUCGCCGCACGCAACUGCAUGCUGAAUGAGAACAUGAACGUGUGCGUGGCCGACUUCGGGCUCUCCAAGAAGAUCUACAACGGCGAUUACUACCGGCAGGGGCGCAUCUCCAAGAUGCCCGUCAAGUGGAUCGCCAUCGAGAGCUUGGCCGACCGGGUGUACACCACCAAGAGCGACGUGUGGUCCUUUGGCGUCACCAUGUGGGAAAUCGCCACCAGGGGGCAGACGCCGUACCCCGGCGUUGAGAACAGCGAGAUCUACGAUUAUUUGAGGCAGGGAAACCGUCUCAAGCAGCCUCCAGAUUGCCUGGACAACAUCUACGCGCUGAUGUUCUCCUGCUGGCUGCUGAGUCCCAAAGAUCGUCCGACAUUUGAAUCGCUUCGAUGCGAGCUGGAAAAAGCCCUCGACGACCUGCCCGACUCGCAAGACCCGGACGAGAUUCUUUACGUCAACAUGGAGGACUCCUACAUCGAACCGGGGGCCGUCGGCGGCUGCGACCCCCUCGGAGGCUCCGCCCAUCUGGGCCUGAAAGGCCUGGAGGUGACCACGGCGGAGGUGCACCAACCCAACCGCUACGUGCUGUGUCCCCAGCACGACAGCGGCCGAGCGCUGGCCGACUCCCUGGAGAGUCUGGACGUUCCCUCGGCUUUCUCGGCCGCCACGCUGCCUCUGCGCUACUCCCGACACUCCACGCCCGACGUCACCGGUGCGCCGACGCCCGAUAUAGCCCGGGCGGCCACUCCCGCCACUGAGCUGCUGGAUGAGCGAGAGGUGACCCAUAAGGUCGCCUGGCAGUGAGCGCAACUGGAUUGAAUCGUACCUAUCGAGUCAGAGAAUGGAAUUUUAGAUGGUGUGCCUUGGUGAGCACAAUUUGCACGCAAACACACACAUGCACACACACACACACUUGAAGGCAUUCCAGGAUGUACGCCAUUAAAAUGAAUGUUCACUUUUUUCAAAAACACCAAAAAGGAAUCACUUCCAGCCUAAAUCAUGCUUACCCUACAUAACAAAAACAAACUUAACCCCUAACCCCCAAAAUAUAGUGAUACCAUUUUUCCAUUUUCCACACACGCAGAAACCUGAUGGCAUUCCAGCAAUCUUUGAUCCUUCUCAUUUUGACAUUUUUCAUUUUGUUUUUCAUUUAUCCACAAAUAUUUUUCCCUAUUUCAUUGGCCAGUGCUCAACCGAAGCAAAACUCAUUUCCUCUCAUCACGCUCCCCUUAUUCCCCUUAAAGUAGCACACGAUUGUGGAAAAUAUGGAUAUUUGAAUGUGAGGAACUGCAUUGCCACAAAAACUCAAGGAAAUCCAUUCACUGAGGAUCUCCUCGCAAACCAGGAAAAUAUCACUGCCAGGACUCCUUGAAGCCUUUGCCCCACAAAGGUACCAAACAGUCCAAGAUCCGAAUAUUCUGAGGUGGACUUUAAAAAAAAAGACAAUAAGCACAUUGACUUUCUUUUGUACCCUGAUUGUUUUUCUACUUUUCCAACUUUGCACUAAUGUCUUUUUUUUUUUUAUAUCAUUUUGUACGUUUGUCUAUUGUCUGUAUACUUUUUUUUUUUUUUUUACUUUGUAAACUCCAUGUGAUGGACGA